AUGGCGACGCGAUCGCAGCGCUACUCGCAGUUGCUCUCGUCGCAUCCCUACCACUCCGCGAUUUCGUCCGCGCCGUCCUUCGCUCUCGGCGCGAGCGACGGCGGCGACAAUGGCACUGGGGCCGUCGCCGUCGCCGGCAGCCCCGCCUCGGUGCAGGACGACGGCGUCGGCGCGUUAGCCUCCCCGCGGCUGACCGAGCUGCCCCGGGGUGCGGUCUCCGCCUCCGACCGCUUCUUCGUCUCGCCGGCGCGCGCGGCCUCGCUCGUCGACGCGGCCGGCGCUCGCAAAGGCGCGGGCGAUGCCCUGUGGGGGGCCGUGCUCGUGGAGACGUACUCGAGCGACCCCAGGGGGCAGUUCUUGGAGUCCAUGGCCGAGAUGGCAGCGGCGUGCGACGCGGAGGGGAUGCCGGCCCCGGAGUACCGGGAGUUCAUGGAGGAGAUGCUGUCUUGCUACCUGGAGCGCAACGACCGGGGCGUCCACCGGCAUGUCCUCGCGGCCUUCGCCGACCUCACCGCGCGCCGGUGGCCGACGAAGAGGAGGAGGCCACUCCGGCGACUGAUGAAGAUAAACCCGUGCGUUUCGGGCACAUGAUGGUAGUGAUCAGAUACAUCAAGAAGCAACUUCUGUACUGCUACUAGUAGAGAUUCUUCAAGCUUUCCGAUCCAAAAAAGAAGAGUUCUUCAAGCUGUCUAGUAAUUUUGUUAGUAAUUCAGAAGUAGAGUUGUAACAGGCUCAUCAGCAAGUUAAAAAAGACUUAUCAAAGAUAAAAGCUGAUGCUUGCCAAAAAAACUUUUUCUUACCGUAGUCAGAUGAUGAGCGUAUAAUCGCCGUAGCCUCCGAACUAGAGGCCAUAUUUGGCGGGCAGAGUUCACAAAACGGAGCUCCUAGCAGUCGGAGUCGGUCAAAUUCGAA
Phragmites australis (common reed) is the source of this 912-nucleotide messenger RNA. RefSeq names its product transcription repressor OFP12-like. Gene Ontology annotation, biological process: negative regulation of DNA-templated transcription. The record is from RefSeq and is a predicted model, not a curated record. The transcript has a single exon. NCBI's taxonomy places the organism in Eukaryota, Viridiplantae, Streptophyta, Magnoliopsida, Poales, Poaceae. Bases 1 to 591 code for a protein of 196 amino acids.